UGCAAGGACCGCCUGAAUGCACUGGCCAUCUCGGUGAUGAACCAGUGGCCGGGCGUGAAGCUGCGGGUGACCGAGGGCUGGGACGAGGACGGGCACCACUCGGAGGAGUCGCUGCACUACGAGGGCCGCGCUGUGGAUAUCACCACCUCCGACCGCGACCGCAACAAAUACGGCAUGCUGGCACGCCUGGCCGUGGAGGCCGGCUUCGACUGGGUCUACUACGAGUCCAAGGCCCACAUCCACUGCUCCGUCAAGUCAGAGCAUUCGGCAGCAGCAAAGACGGGCGGCUGCUUCCCGGCGGAGGCGCUGACGACGCUGGAGGAUGGGUCACGGACUCCGGUGCGGGCGCUGCGCCCAGGGCAGCGCGUGCUGGCGAUGGACACGCGGGGCCAGGCCACCUACAGCGAGGUCGUGGCCUUCCUGGACAAGGCAGCUGCAGCCCGGCCCGUCUUCCACGUGCUGGAGACCCGUGACCCGCCGCGCCGCCUGGCCCUGACUCCGUCCCACCUGCUCUUUGUGGCUGACAAUGCCACGGCGCCCGCCUCCCGCCGUGUGCGCCCGGGCCAGUACGUGCUGGUGGCCGGGCUGGGGCUGGGGCUGCAGCCGGCGCGUGUGGAGACCGUGUCGGUCCGGACGGAUGUGGGCGCCUACGCCCCACUCACCCGCCACGGGACGCUGGUGGUGGACGGCGUCGUGGCCUCCUGCUUUGCCCUGGUGGAGGAGCAGGCCUUGGCCCAGCUGGCCUUCUGGCCCCUGCGGCUCUACCAUGGCCUGGUCGGGGCAUCCUACGGCCAGCCCGAGGGGCUGCACUGGUACUCGGGGCUGCUCUACCACCUGGGCCGCCUGCUGCUGCCCCCGGAGAGCUUCCACCCCCUGGGCACGGCCCCGCUGCACAGCUGAGGGCACACGGGCGAGGACGGAGCCACCGCUGCCACGAGGCUCCUGGCUCUCCCACAUCCGGGCUGCAAAAGGGCCCGGACAUGCCGGGCACGGAGAUGGCAGCCCUCCACCCCGGCUGGACCUAGUAUCAGCCGGAGCACG
Molecule: messenger RNA, 1041 nt
Organism: Alligator sinensis (Chinese alligator)
Lineage: Eukaryota; Metazoa; Chordata; Crocodylia; Alligatoridae
Product: indian hedgehog protein
Biological process (GO): cell fate specification; smoothened signaling pathway; protein autoprocessing
Molecular function (GO): calcium ion binding; patched binding
Source: RefSeq, a predicted model, not a curated record